Molecule: messenger RNA, 617 nt
Organism: Gastrolobium bilobum
Lineage: Eukaryota; Viridiplantae; Streptophyta; Magnoliopsida; Fabales; Fabaceae
Product: glutaredoxin-C6-like
Exons: 1
Coding region: 37-480 (147 amino acids)
Source: RefSeq, a predicted model, not a curated record
CCCAAUUCUCCCACUUUCCAAAUCAAAGACGUUGUGAUGCAAGGACUACGUCCUUGCUCAAACGACGUCGUCGUCAACCUCGACCUCGCCACCAACCCUUCUUCUUCUUCUUCCUCUUCUUCCUUGUCCAUCGACGUCGACGAAUCCACCGAGUCCCGAAUCCAACGACUCAUAUCGGAGCACCCCGUCAUCAUCUUCACCCGAUCCUCCUGCUGCAUGUGCCACGUCAUGAAGAAGCUCCUCGCCACCAUCGGCGUCAACCCCACCGUCAUCGAAUUAGACGACCACGAGAUCCCCGCCCUUCCCCUCGAUCACGAUCAACAAUCUCCCACCACCACCGCCGCCGCCGCCCUCCGCAACCGCACCCCCGCCGUCUUCAUCGGCGGAGCCUGCAUCGGCGGCCUGGAGUCACUCGUCGCCCUCCACGUCAGCGGCCACCUAGUCCCCAAGCUUGUCGAAGUCGGUGCUCUCUGGGUAUGACUAGACUACUCAUCUAAUCAAAUACCCAAAUAUAUAUAUAUAUAUAAAUUAUUAUUAUUAUUCUACUUAGAAAAGCAAAAAAAGAAAAAAAAAGAAAAAGAAAUUAUAACUAAUUGUAUAAUUUUGGGUCUUCUCUG